AUGGUAGCUGCCAAAUCUUGGCCUUGGCUUUCGGAUCUCGAUCAAGCAAUGUUGCCCGACAAGGCCAUUGAUCCAGUCAACGAAUACGAUACCCGGGAAUCUGUGCCAGAACUCCUGAAUGAACAUGCCUCCAACAUUGAACUCGUCAAGGAAGCUCUCAAGGAGGAUUCACUGUACGAACCCUUCAAACAUGACGACUUGUGGAUCUUGAGAUUUCUAAUGAGUCACAAACAUAAAGUCAAGAAAGCAACCAAGGCUGCCAAGCAUGCCUUGCAAUUUCGGAACAAGCACAAACUUGACGAGAAAGAUUUGCGAUCCAUUGCACCACACAGCGUCCCAUUGGGGGAAGAGGACACUCCCUUCGCUGGAUGUGACUCAUUGAAGCGAGCUUGGAUUACUCGUUAUCCAGGUGACUGCAUCGCAUUUACCAUUCCAGAUAAGCAACGCGGCGUGGCGGGCUUUCUUCGGUUUGCAGAUUUUAAGCAUGAUAAGGCAACCAUGAAGGCAUUGAGUGAUGAGGAUCUCGCAGCCGUCUUUAUCUAUCUAUCCGAGUGGACCUUUCAAUGGUUGGACUAUGUCACUCGCAAGACUGGACGCUUGACGAAGUCUGCUCGAUUCGUUGAUUUUACUGGGUUUUCUAUGUUCCAAGUCAGUCGAGAUGCCACUAAACGGGAUGGCAAGAUCAUGGGAGAUAUGGAAGAUGUCUAUCCCCAACUAUUGCAUUCAUUAUUCAUGUAUAACCAGCCUCAUUGGAUUCAUGCAAUCUGGGCUACCAUGCGCCACAUUAUGCCCAGUCGUAUUGUGGAAAAGGUAGACAUGGUCGAACCCAAAGAGAAUGAACAGGAAUUCAAGCGACUUCUCAAAUUUGUGGCAAAGGAACAUCUUCCAGUCUCGUUGGGUGGAGACAACACUGUCAAUCCAACGGAAUGGUAG
This is a messenger RNA of Cylindrotheca closterium, 933 nucleotides long. NCBI's taxonomy places the organism in Eukaryota, Bacillariophyta, Bacillariophyceae, Bacillariales, Bacillariaceae. The record is from the annotation of a GenBank genome assembly.